AUGGUUAUCGAUGAUAUUUUUUCUUUCGCAGUAGCUGCUGAAAUUAUAAAAGGUCAUGAAGAUAUUGAACCACGAUCUGUUGAUGAAUGCAAAGAGAGGCCUGAUUGGCCUAAGUGGAAAGACGCAAUCCAAGUUGAGUUAAAUUCCUUGGAAAAACGUGGUGUAUUUGAACCUGUGGUUCAAACACCGCAAGGUGUAAAACCUGUGGGAUAUAAAUGGGUGUUCACAAGAAAGCGUAAUGAGAAAAAUGAGAUUGCAAGGUAUAAGGCACGACUUGUUGCGCAAGGAUUUUCUCAAAGGCCUAGGAUUGAUUAUGAAGAAACAUAUUCUCCUGUUAUGGAUGCAAUUACGUUCCGUUAUUUAAUAAGUCUUGCAGUUUCAGAAAAACUUGACAUGCGUCUUAUGGACGUUGUUAUUGCAUACUUGUAUGGGGAGUUAGAUGCCAAUAUUUAUAUAAAAAUCCCAAAAGGACUCAAGUUGGCAGAAUCAAACACUAAAUCACGGAACAUGUACUCCAUUAAGUUGAGACGUUCACUAUAUGGGUUGAAACAAUCCAGACGAAUGUGGUACAACCGUCUUAGUGAAUAUUUAAUUAAGGAAGGCUACAUCAAUAAUCCCAUAUGCCCUUGUGUUGUUAUAAAGAAAUCAAAUUUUGGAUUUGCAAUCGUAGCAGUGUAUGUCGACGACAUGAACUUAAUUGGAACUCCUGAAGAGGUCAUUAAAACUGUUGAAUAUUUAAAGUGUGAAUUUGAGAUGAAAGACCUUGGAAAAACUAAAUAUUGUUUGGGCUUGGAGAUCGAACAUCAUCCCAAUGGUAUUCUUGUCCAUCAAUCAGCUUACACUGAAAAAAUUUUGAAGCGAUUUUAUAUGGAUAAUGCCCACUCGUUGAGCACUCCAAUGGUAGUUCGUUCAUUAGACACAAAUAAAGAUCCAUUCCGUCCUAAAGAGGAUGAUGAAAUGAUACUUGGUCCAGAAGUACCAUAUCUUAGUGUGAUAUGUGCUUUAUUAUAUUUAGCCCAAUGUACUAGGCCAGAUAUUGCAUUUUCAGUAAAUUUGUUAGCCAGGUAUAGCUCAGCUCCAACACGUAGACACUGGAAUGGUAUAAAGCAUAUCUUGCGCUACCUUCGUGGAACAACUGAUAUGGGCCUGUUUUAUUCGAACAAACCUUCCAACAGUCCAAAUCUUAUUGGAUAUGCGGAUUUUGGGUAUCUCUCUGAUCCACAUAAGGGUCGCUCUCAAACUGGUUAUGUGUUUACUUGUGGAAAUACAGCGAUCUCAUGGCGAUCUAAAAACAAACCUUGGUUGCUACCUCUUCUAAUCAUGCAGAAAUUCUUGCGCUCCAUGAGGCCAGUAGAGAAUGUGUUUGGUUGA
Messenger RNA from Prunus armeniaca (apricot), 1371 nucleotides. The record is from the annotation of a GenBank genome assembly. NCBI's taxonomy places the organism in Eukaryota, Viridiplantae, Streptophyta, Magnoliopsida, Rosales, Rosaceae.